AAAUAAAUAAAUUGCCCAUUACCUUUUCUCUCUCUCUCUCUCUCUCCGUCUUUCUGAGUUGCGGUAGGUGGAUACGGUACUUCCAUAUUCGCUCCCUAUAAAUUACGCCUUACAAGCACUUGUCCAUUCCAAACAAGCCACAACCCAUACGCCACUUGUAUUCUCUUUGAUCUCUCUCAACCACCAAAGAAAACAAAACUGAAACAACCAUAUCCCCCAUCUCUCCGGAGACAACAAUCACAGCAACAUGCCGGCUGACAGCUCUUCACUCUCCGGUCAUGGCCAAACUGUUUGCGUCACCGGCGCCGGUGGUUUCAUCGCUUCAUGGAUCGUAAAACUUCUUCUCGAGAAAGGUUAUACUGUCAAAGGAACUGUCAGGAAUCCAGAGGAUCCGAAAAAUGCUCAUUUGAGAGAGCUUGAAGGUGCUAAGGAGAGAUUAAAGCUAUGCAAAGCUGAUCUUCUUGACUAUGAAGGACUUAGAGAGGCCAUUAUGGGAUGUGAUGGCGUUUUCCAUACUGCUUCUCCUGUUACUGAUGAUCCUGAACAAAUGGUGGAGCCAGCAGUGAAUGGGACUAAAAAUGUGAUCAUUGCCGCAGCAGAGGCAAAAAUUAGGCGAGUGGUAUUUACGUCAUCAAUUGGUGCUGUUUACAUGGAUCCCAAUAGGAACCCUGAUGCAAUUGUUGAUGAAUCUUGCUGGAGCGAUCUCGAGUUUUGCAAGAACACUAAGAACUGGUACUGCUAUGGAAAGGCUGUGGCAGAGCAGGCAGCAUGGGAAGUGGCCAAGGAGAAAGGGGCGGACCUAGUGGUGGUGAACCCAGUUCUGGUGCUUGGACCACUGCUGCAAUCCACUGUCAAUGCAAGCAUUAUUCACAUCCUUAAGUACCUAACUGGCUCAGCCAAGACUUAUGCCAAUUCCGUUCAAGCUUAUGUGCAUGUUAAGGAUGUUGCAGUUGCCCACAUUCUUGUUUACGAGACACCCUCGGCCUCUGGCCGAUACCUCUGUGCUGAGAGCGUCCUCCACCGUGGAGACGUGGUGGAAAUUCUUGCUAAGUUCUUUCCUGAGUAUCCUAUCCCCACAAGGUGUUCAGAUGAGAAGAAUCCAAGAGCAAAACCUUACAAGUUCUCUAACCAAAAGCUGAAGGACCUUGGCAUGGAAUUUACUCCAGUGAAGCAAUGCCUAUAUGAAACUGUUAAAAGCUUGCAAGAAAGGGGUCACCUUCCAAUCCCAGAACAGCCUGAAGACUCUGUUAGGAUUCAAUCCUAAGAAGGUUGGAUUUAGCUACCACAAGUUAGGGAACAGGUCCACAACCCCCUUUCCGUUAUUAAAAAAAAAUAGUGAUAACAAUGAACCUAAAAAACACAUAAGAUGUCCAAGUGUUUGCCUUUUAAUUUAAUUGAUCACAUGUUGUAAUCAUAUACCCCUAAUAUAUUAAUUUAGGGUGGUUAUUUUUAUUACUGCAUUUGCAUAAUAAAGCUCUCUUUAACUAA
This is a messenger RNA of Jatropha curcas, 1488 nucleotides long. RefSeq names its product cinnamoyl-CoA reductase 1. Lineage: Eukaryota; Viridiplantae; Streptophyta; Magnoliopsida; Malpighiales; Euphorbiaceae. The record is from RefSeq and is a predicted model, not a curated record. Gene Ontology annotation, molecular function: oxidoreductase activity, acting on the CH-OH group of donors, NAD or NADP as acceptor.